Molecule: messenger RNA, 1974 nt
Organism: Triticum turgidum subsp. durum (durum wheat)
Lineage: Eukaryota; Viridiplantae; Streptophyta; Magnoliopsida; Poales; Poaceae
Source: the annotation of a GenBank genome assembly
AUGUCCGUCCGCUCUCCCAGCAGCACCAGAGUACCAUCCACCACCGGCAUGUCCGCGCCAGAUCCGAUCGACGAUCCGGCCCCCGAGCCGCCGCCGGCGAUGGACGCCGCGCUCCCGGCCGCCGUCGUCGCCACCAUCCUCUCCCGCCUCGACGUCCGCUCCCUCCUCCUCGCCUCCGCCGUCUGCCGCUGCUUCCGCUCCUGCGCCUCCCACGCCCUCUCCUUCCUCCCCGCCUUCCACCUCCUCGAGGUGGUGCUGACGCACAACCUGCUCCGCCCGCUGCUGCCGCGCAACCCGGCCCUGCGGAGCCUCCGGCUGGACGCCGCGCGGCUCGACGACGACGCCGUCGACUGCCUCGCCCGCCCCGGCCUGCACGAGCUCACCCUCCGCAACUGCAACAACAUCAGCGGCCGCCUGCUCCGCGAGCUCAGCGCCACCUGCCCGGAUCUCAGGGUGCUGUCUCUGAACUCACUUGCUGAUCGGAGGGGCUUGGCCAUGACAUUCUCUGAUCUGAAGGCGUUGCUCGAUGGAUGUUCCAGUUUGGAGACUCUCCGCUUGGCAUUUGAUCUCUCAAAGUUCGAUAACCCCAGUUUCAGCCAUGUGUGGUCAUCUGCUUCUGAAGGCCUGUCCUCUCUUGAAAUGGGUUUUAUUCCAUUGCAAAUGUUACUUGCACUUCUGGCUGUGGCUAUGGAGUCGCGACAACGCAUUGGUUAUGUCAAGGCACCUGUCUUUUUUCCUAGCCUUCAGAAGUUGCGCCUCACAGUUGAGUUCAUCACCGACCAUUUGAUUGGGUCCAUAUCAACAGCACUUCCAUUAUUGACACAUCUGGACCUUCAGGAUUCACCAAUUAUGGAACCUGAAUCUGCAACUGCAACAGAUCUCACAGAUGCUGGCCUUCAGCAGAUCAAUCCGAAGGGUAAGUUGAAGCAUUUAUCUCUAAUUAGAAGCCAGGAGUUCAUAUACACGUCUUUCCGCCAUGUAAAUGACCUGGGAAUUCUGCUAAUGUCCGAGAAGUGCACAAAUCUGGAGAGUAUCUGUCUUGGUGGUUUCUCCCGUGUAACGGACACCGGGUUUAGGGCUAUCAUACACUCUUGUCCAGGUCUUCAUAAGCUUAAGGUGACUAAUGGAAGCCAUCUCACUGAUCUUGUUUUCCAUGACAUUGUUGCCACCUCCCUUUGCCUAACACAUGUGAGUCUGAGAUGGUGUACUCUACUAACUGAUGCUGGGAUUGAGAGGCUGUCAUUCAACAAGGGUCUCAAUGUUUUGGAUCUUAAAGAUUGCAAGAGUCUGGGUGAUGAAGCUGUAAGAGCUCUGAGCUGCCUUCCCAGGCUGCGGAAAUUGGUGUUGGAUGGAACCAUGAUCACUAAUCAAGCAAUGGAGUAUCUGGGCGUUGGAGUAUGCCCGCUAGCUUCAUUAUCUCUGAGGGGCUGCUAUAAGCUAACAAAUGAUUGCAUACCCUUGCUGUUUGCUGGUUCUGUUAAAGAGAGCCUACAUGCAUUGGAUCUCUCAAGAAUCCCAAGUCUCACCGACGACGCUAUCAUGGUGAUAGUGCGGACCCGAACUCCUCUUACUGAGCUGCGGCUGCGAGAGAAUCCAGAAAUAGGGGAUGCUUCUGUCAAGGCUCUUGCAUCCAUGCAAUUCGAGGGGGUAACUUGCGGCAGCACCUUGCAGCUGCUGGAUCUCUACGACUGCGGUGGGAUCACAUUACUUGCAAUGAAGUGGUUUAAGAAACCACUCUUCCCAAGACUGCGAUGGCUCGGGCUAAAAGGCAGCUUGAACAGGAUCAUGGUCGACGCCCUGGUUCUAACCCGCCCUUUCUUGCGUCUAGCAUGUGGCGGCGAGGAACUGGGGACACCAUACCGGGACACAUCCGGCGAGUGGUGUCGGCACGAGGACGAUGAUUCCGAAGAUCUUGAGCCCUGGCACUUGGACGGUGAGGCAGUAUCUGAUGCCGAAACCGUCAACGAGGAGUAA